AUGGAUUUACGUCCGGAAGAGGUUGAUGGUUUAUCUUUAGAAGAGGCUGCUGUCUGGUUGGAUGCCAAACAAAUAUCAUAUGAACUUUUAGAGUCGCAUGAAGAAAUGUUACAUCUUAUAAAGGCAAAAUUAGCAAACGCUGAAACCCCAUAUGCCAAACAGCACAUACACACUGAAAAGCAGAUGUCAAAUGUUAUUAGAGAAGGUAGUACUAUGAAGAAUGAAUUGCAUAAAAUAUAUAAGGACCUCCAAACAUUUGUUAAAGACGGCUUAGGAGACGAAUUAAGAGCACAUAUCAACACGAUAUACACUGAUAUUGAUGAUCGUCUGGUGAAAAACAUUGAUGAUCUAAUUCAGUCAGAGAAUGUCAUUAUUGUUGCAGGUGAAACAGGCGCAGGAAAGAGCAGUUUUCUUAAUUUGCUGAUUGGAGCUGAUAUAUUGCCAUGUUCCGUUCUGUCUAACACUUCAACAAUUUGUAAAAUUCACAAUGAUAGUUCUAAAAAAUUUAAAGUGGUUGAUGAAAAUGGUGAAAGUGAAUCAUUUUAUAUAAAUGGUGAAGGAUCGGAUGCAGAAACGAAGAUUUUGAAGGAGCUUUCUCCAUUCGUAGGUCGAUCAAACUAUGGACCAAUGAACAUAAUCAAGCAUGUUGACAUAUAUUGGCCAUUUAAUUCAAUAAAAGAAAAUAUGACUAUUGUUGACUCACCUGGUGUUGGAGAAUGCGACGCAAUGACAGAGAAGUUGGUAAAAUACCUCCCGAAAGCAGUUGCUUUUAUAUAUAUUCUAAAUAGUGCAAAUGCUGGAGGGGUCCAGGAAGACACAAUUUUAAAAAUAAUACAUGAACAACAGAAGCUUGAAAAAGAAUCUAAACUUUCUGGUUUUGAUCCAAAACAUAUGAUGUUUGUAUGCAAUAAAUGGGAUGUUGUGAUAAAGCGUGGAGAAACUGAACGAACGUGGCAGGACACAGUACGAAAACUUAAGAUGAUCAUUCCUGAACUAUCUGUGGAUCAAAUAUUUAAAAUGAGUGUCACAGAGGCUGCCAAAUACAAAAAGAGUUCGAUAGGAAACACAGAAAUGUAUCAUGUUUUACUUCAAGGACUGCAAUCUUUUCUCGAAAAAAACGUGGAUGCCAACAUAAAAAGACAUUACAGGUGGAUAAACACCCUGCUGACAAGGAUUGAAAAAUAUUUGGUAUCAAGGAUAAAUAUUGCCAACAUUUCUUCAGAAGAAAGAAACAGAAUUUUAAAGCCGUUGCUGGAAAGGCUUGAACUACGUUCGAAGACUUCAGAAGCGGUACGAAACGGCCUUAUUGCAGCAGCCGUUGACGAAUGUACUGCUGUGUCAAAACAACUGAAAGAACAUCUUAAAAAGGACGACGUUAUUUCUUUCCUUGACACCUGGACAGAAGAGGAGUCACCAAACGUUUCUGUCAACGAUAUCACUGUUAUAAAGUAUGAAGCCAAAAGUAUGAUAGUAAAAAGAUUACUUCAUGUUCUCCACACGUGGGAGUGUGAAUCACGCAUUGUGGAAAACGCCACUAAAAAGUUAACUGGUUUGUUUAACAGGGAACUCGCAGAUAUGUCAAAGGAAUUUAAAGAAGUAAACGAAAUUCUGACUUGCUAUGCUCUAGCUGGUAUUAGCGGACUUGAUCUUGAGAAACUUUCCGAAUGGACACAUAUGAUACUCGAUGAGUUGCACAAAAAGGACAGAAUAUCUGAACUGAUUCAAGAUUUGUACCUGAAAAAAUUGAUUAUGCAAAUUGACUGGUGGUUUUAUUAUGUCAUUCCAAAACAAGUUGUUGCUGAUUUAAAUCAGGUUACAACAAUUUUGACCGAUCAAAAAACUGCGGUGGAAAUUAUUCAGCAAUUUCAUCCAGUAAAAGUAAAAGUGAAAGAUAUUUCCAAACUCUUGAAAUUAUUCGAUUUGAAAUAUUUAGCUGAUGAUGUUAUUGCUAUAUCAAAGAUUUUAAAGCACAGUCAAAUCGGAGGAGGGAGUUUUUCGGAUGUACAUCGUGCAACAUGGAAACAGAGUGAGCAAAAUGAGAAAGAAGUUGCGUUGAAAGUUCUUAAAGGUCCUGACAUGUACUUGCAUCUUUGUGAGAUUGAUUGUUCCAGGAAGCUGAAGCACAACAAUAUAGUUGCUUUUUUCGGCGUCAUCUUUGCUGAGCGUGAACGAUGCGACGGAAAUAAAAUUGGCUUACCUUUAUUUGAUGAUCGAUUAAUGCUCGUGCAGGAGUUGUGUGAACAGAGUUUGGAGUCGUUAGUGUUUGAAACUAAGGAAAAACAAUGCGGGUCAUUCUCAAGCGAAUUGCGUCCGAGGGAAACUCAUGAUUUUUUCUUCAACAUGAGCGCAUCGAUAUGUGAUGGUCUAUGUUAUAUGCAUAGUAUGGGUUACCUGCACAGAGACUUAAAACUAUCAAAUGUUUUGGUAUGA
Ruditapes philippinarum (Manila clam) is the source of this 2430-nucleotide messenger RNA. RefSeq lists its product as uncharacterized. Gene Ontology annotation, molecular function: ATP binding; protein kinase activity. Lineage: Eukaryota; Metazoa; Mollusca; Bivalvia; Venerida; Veneridae. The transcript is spliced from 11 exons. The record is from RefSeq and is a predicted model, not a curated record. Gene Ontology annotation, biological process: protein phosphorylation. Bases 1 to 2430 code for a protein of 809 amino acids.